Nicotiana attenuata is the source of this 1700-nucleotide messenger RNA. Its product is annotated as sphinganine C4-monooxygenase 1-like. Gene Ontology annotation, biological process: lipid biosynthetic process. Lineage: Eukaryota; Viridiplantae; Streptophyta; Magnoliopsida; Solanales; Solanaceae. The record is from RefSeq and is a predicted model, not a curated record. The transcript is spliced from 2 exons. Bases 501 to 1307 code for a protein of 268 amino acids. Gene Ontology annotation, molecular function: iron ion binding; oxidoreductase activity.
CUAGAUUCCUCAUAUAUAUUGAUGAUGAAAACAAUAGCAAUAUAUCUACUCUUGCUGCAAAUAAUAAUGCCCUUUUUAUUAAUACUUCAAAACACAGAUAGAACAAAAACAACUAGAUAUUGAUCAUCAUUAGGUUUCUUUUUUGCCUUGCUUUACCUUUUUUUGUGUUUUCUUGAAUUCCUUCCAAUUAAAUUUGGAAGAGAAUUCAAUCCACCCCCCCUCACAAACCCUAGCUACAAUCUUCCCCUCUUUCCAUAAAUAAACUCACAAUUUUACAUAAAGUUUUAAUUUCAUAGUUACAAGAAUCUAGUUCCAUUUACAUACAGUUCGAAUCUUUUUUCGUAGUUUCCAGUAAUCUUGUUUCAUUUACAUAAAGUUUGUAUCUUUUUUCAUAGUUACCAAGAAUCUAAAAUUAUAUGCAUAAAGUUUGAAUCUUUUUUUUUUUUUUUGGAAUUUCGGAGAAUCUUGUGUUAUUGUAAUUGUAUUUGCUACAAGGCAAUAUGAAUAUUGAAACUGUUGAAUUUAGAGGAGGAAUAUAUGGUGUGUCAGAUGAAUUGUUGGGGACAAUUUCGCCAAUAGUGGUGUAUUGGGUAUAUUCAGGAUUGUAUUGUAUGCUUGGGGGUAUGGAGAAUUAUAGGUUGCAUACAAAAAAAGAUGAGGAUGAGAAGAAUUUGGUUACAAAGAAAGAGGUUGUUAAAGGGGUUCUUCUUCAACAGGCUGUUCAGGCUGUUGUUGCCACAAUUCUCUUCGCGGUCACAGGUAAUGAUGGAGAAUCUGGUGGAGAUCAACAGGCUAGCUUCCUUGUUCUUGCUAGACAGUUCUUUGUUGGAAUGGUGGUGUUAGAUACUUGGCAAUAUUUUAUGCAUCGCUUCAUGCAUCAAAACAAGUUCUUAUACAAGCAUAUCCAUUCUCAGCAUCACCGGCUAGUUGUUCCAUAUGCAUUUGGAGCUUUGUACAAUCACCCUUUAGAGGGUCUGAUACUUGACACUAUCGGUGGGGCCCUAGCUUUCCUUUUCUCAGGCAUGUCUCCUCGAGCUUCUAUCUUCUUUUUCUCGCUUGCGACCAUCAAGACAGUCGAUGAUCAUUGUGGACUAUGGCUACCGGGAAACCUGUUCCAUAUCGUAUUUAAGAACAACUCAGCAUACCACGACGUUCAUCACCAACUUUACGGAAGCAAGUAUAACUUUUCACAACCCUUCUUUGUGACGUGGGAUAGGAUACUUGGUACGUACAUGCCAUAUGCACUUGUGAAGAGACCAGAAGGGGGUUAUGAAGCUCGGCCUGAUAAAGAUUGCAAGGAUGACUAACAAGACUGUUAGUACAUGUUUUGAAAGUAUGUACCACUGCAAUUUUACACCCGUAUUUGCCUUUCUCAGUAAUUUGUAUAUAUGUUUCUGCAUAUAUUGUUGUAUUACUGGUUUUCUUUUUGAGGUUGAAAAAAGAAAAAAGGGGCAAAUAAUGCCUUUUCCUUUUGUCAUAAUCUGGUUUCCCAUAAUUUGCUAUAGGUAGAGGUUAAGUAUUGUCUGGCAAUGGAUUGUAUGCAUCCAAGUGAUUUUUUUUUUCUUUUGAAUAUUCUCUACCAUAGUCUGCUUCGGGCUUUGAGUCCGUCGCGGAGAGGUUUUAUUGGUUAAGUGGUCACAAUUGUGUAAUUAUAAACCUCUAUUUUGUUAUCAUAAGUUUGAGUUUUAUUAACUAUGUAA